UCCCUACUUCCGCUUCACGUGUACGACAUCAUAAGCGAAAUUUCUCUGUUAUAGGCCUACCGUUUGAUUCAAACAUAUUUUGAGAUCAGAAAUAUACAUGAGUAAAGUUCGAUUGGAGGUCCUGCGGAAACAUUUAACUGACAGAUGUAGAGAGGUAAAACCAGAUAUAACAAUGUCUGGUAACCCCUUGACCACUCAUGUGCUGGACACUGCCCGAGGAAGCCCUGCAGCCAAUCUUGAACUGACUGUGUCCAUCAAAGGUCAGAAUGGACAGUGGACUGACCUCAUCACUAGUUCAACAAACAGCGAUGGCAGAGUCCCUAGACUUCUUACACAAGAUCAGUUUGUUCCAGGAACAUACAAGAUUAAUUUUAAUACUGGUGGAUAUUUCCAGCAGCUUGGGGUAGAGGGAUUCUAUCCAUAUGUUGAGGUUGUCUUUGAGAUCAGAGACCCCCAGCAGCACUAUCAUGUGCCCCUUCUCCUCAGUCCCUAUGGCUACUCCACCUAUAGAGGCAGCUAAAAGUUGGACAAGAGGACACGAUGUAGUAAUGAAAAUAUAGCUUCUGCUUGUAAGAGUCAGUUUAAAAUGAUACCUUGGAUACAUCUGCUUUAGUCUCUAAUCAAGUGACUUGUUGUUCCUAAAUUUGCUUUAUAUCUCAAUAAUCCGUGUGCUGUCAUACCUGUUGAAGUGCUCAAAAGUGAAAGCAAGGACAUCAACCAGGGAAAAAGUUAGAAAAUAUUGCAUGGGGUUCCGUGGACCGCCUAGGCCAAUGAUUUUUUGGGCCCCCAAAAAAUCAGAAGUCAGCAGAUAGUGAGAAAAAUCUCCUCCCUGAUCAACUCAUGGCCUAGGCAUCCUUCAACAUACAAUGAAACUGAAGUUUAGAUAGAGAGAAACCCAGAUCCAUACCCCUCUCCAGUACUGCUUUUAAAUUGUAUUUACAGUAUGUAACAAGUUAUGUAACAAGACACUGAGGAAGGUUUUAUAUUAUCACAAAUAUGUAUUUUAUCCUUUUUUUAAAACUGAUUCUAAGAAGCUAUUUUUUCACUUCAUACAUUAUCAGUUAGGGGUCCACGGACAUUUAAAGAGAAUACAGUACACUGUCAAAUGUUCCUUGUCAUUUAAUAUUAUAAUGAUAUCAUGUACUAGCAACAACAUUUAAAGGUUCCUUCACUUUGAUUAAUAUUUUGAAAAAAAUCUGCCCACUGUCAAA
Molecule: messenger RNA, 1211 nt
Organism: Lingula anatina
Lineage: Eukaryota; Metazoa; Brachiopoda; Lingulata; Lingulida; Lingulidae
Product: 5-hydroxyisourate hydrolase-like
Biological process (GO): purine nucleobase metabolic process
Molecular function (GO): hydroxyisourate hydrolase activity
Source: RefSeq, a predicted model, not a curated record